This is a messenger RNA of Trichobilharzia szidati, 2950 nucleotides long. NCBI's taxonomy places the organism in Eukaryota, Metazoa, Platyhelminthes, Trematoda, Strigeidida, Schistosomatidae. The record is from the annotation of a GenBank genome assembly.
CAUCGCUUGGGGUGAACGUUAGAGGGCAUUUUUAAUUUUUACUACCAUUAUCUUAUGGUUUGACUGAUCAUAAGGAGGAUGCUAUAAUACUUAAUGGAUGCUGGUUAAGAGUGGUUUAUAUCAUGUUCAGAGACAUGAAUGACCCUAACAUCCUGCUGGAAUUCAGGGAGAAUGUGGUAUUUAGCCCUGAAUUCUUAUACACCUCUGGAAAAAUACUGUUUAUGAAUUAUUCUAGAGAAAUUGUGUUACUUGUGUGUAUUAAAUGAUGCUUAAUUUGCAUGGCAGACUAACCUGUUGUAACACGGUAAUAACGGAACGGUAACAUUCAGAGGUAUAUUUUUUCGUUAACAGUAAUCAGUUAGAUAACCAUUAAAAACAGGGUGUCAAUGCCAGGUAUUUCGGUUUUCCUCAGUACCGUUCUUCGCAGUGCACACAUAAAUUCACCAUGAAUCGAAGUCAGGUUAAAAGGCGAGUACGUUACCCUGCAAUAGCCUAUCAAGUCUAACAUGCUUGAAUUCACUCGAAGUAACCUUGGGGAUUAUCUGGUAACUGUCUCAUAUAGGUAGUACAUGGGUUGGUAAAACUGAUAAAAAAUGUUGCGUGUAACAAUUGGCAGGGCCACAUACUAUCUGUCAUGUAUCAGAACAAAAUUCCAAGUGAUGUCACUCCUGAGGUGGACUUCUGCUGAAAGUCAUGGCCUAUUGUUGUCAAUAAAGUUCUUCAAGUUAGAGGCGUAGAUGUAUAAAAUAUGUGUCAUGAAUGGCAUUUAGUAUCGACUUCUGCCGUCAGGCGUCUACUACAUUGAUGAAUAAUUCCUAUCCAGUCAUUAAUUGUCUAUUAGAUUCAUACUGAUUUCUUAUGGGACCUUUUUCAUGUAGCUAGAUGGAUGAAAGUACAAGUAGCACCAUUAUUUUAUUCGUCAAUAAUGUCAAUAAUGUGGUUUUACUACUCUUUGCUGACACUGAACCUGGUCACAAUUUAAAACAUCAGUUUCAGUGUCCUUAUAAUAGAUGAAAUUUUUCCUCUUAUGCAAUCAGACUAGAACAUGCAAGUAUUUUCCCACAUGCAGUAAAAGUGCAAUUGUUUGUUCGAAAUUUAACGGUGUAUUACUGUCCAGUUUAUGUAUUUUCUUUAUGUAAUUGCCAUUCAUAGUGAUUUUUGGCUGACUAAGAUAUCUCAGCAUUCAAUCAAUGGUUUAUUAACAUCAUGUAUGCUUUCAUAUUUUUAGACCUGUACGAUCAAUCAAGUAUUCAACAGGUGUUUUUGAGUAAUAUGGCUAACGUCUGUAUAACUCCGUCAUGCGGCAAACCAUCCACUUUAAAAUGCCCAGUAUGCCUUAAGUUGGGGAUAACGACAUCUUUCUUUUGUUCACAAGAAUGUUUCAAACAAUUUUGGAAAACGCAUAAAGCAGCGCAUGUCACUACUGAACAAACCUAUGAAGACGAACGGUUUAUCAACUAUAGAUUUACAGGUCCAUUACGACCUUUUAGAAAGACACCCAAGAGGGAAGUGAAAAGUUCCAUUCGGACACCAGACUAUGCUGAUACAGGAAUACCGCUUUCAGAACGCAAGGCAAAGAGUUCCUACAGCAUUACAGUUUUGGAUGACGAUGAAAUUGAAUGUAUGCGUGUCUCAGGAAAGCUUGCACGUGAAGUACUUGAAGAGGCGGUGAAUGCAGUUGAAGUCGGUGUAACAACAGAUGAAAUCGAUAGAAUUGUACAUGAGGCAUGUAUGGAUCGUGAUUGUUAUCCUUCUCCGUUGAAUUAUUUCAAUUUUCCAAAAUCAUGUUGCACAUCUGUGAACGAAGUGAUAUGCCAUGGGAUACCGGAUAUGAGACCUUUGGAAAAUGGUGAUAUUUUAAAUAUUGAUAUAACCACAUACUAUGAUGGAUUCCACGGGGAUGUGAAUGAGACAGUAUUUGUCGGUCAACCGGAUGAUCGUUCAGUACGGCUAGUUAAAAAUGCCUAUAAAUGUUUAGUCAAGUCUAUGGAUGCUGUACUCCCAGGUGUUAAAUAUCGUGAAAUGGGUGAUGUAAUUGCAAAGAAUGCUUCACUCGGUGGAUUCUCUGUAGUGCGAACUUAUUCAGGACACGGGAUUCAUCGGCUAUUUCAUUGUCCUCCAAAUGUUCUACACUAUUCACGCAAUAAAGCUGUUGGUAUCAUGAAACCUGGACAUUGUUUCACUAUUGAACCAAUGAUAAACGAAGGCAGUUGGCAUGAUGAAUUAUGGCCAGACAAUUGGACUGCUGUGACCACGGAUGGUUUGCGAUCAGCACAAUUUGAGCAUACAAUGAUAAUUUCAAAGCCUGAAUUGGCUAUAGCCAAUGGGAUGCCUAUAGAAGUGGUUACUAAGCGUAAUAUCACCGGUGUUGAUCCAUUAGCCGGUUGUAAAUUCAAUGAAGAAGAUGCCUUACACUUUCAGCGUUAUGGUCGACCGUAUUUUGUUGAUCAGUUGUAUAAAUUAGGCUUGAAUAUUGAUUGUACAGUGUAUAAAGAAGUCACAGGCAGCUAGGUCCCUUGUAUGCUCACUCUGUGUAUGUGUGGUGCUUAUCUGUAGCCUUCCCAAUCUCUAAUAUGUAUCGACCAGUGUGUAUUAUCAAAGAUACCCUUUUUUAUGAAAGUCAGUGCCUCUGUCAUCUCAUCUUAUUCGGAAUGUGCAUGUAUCUACAUUUUCUGACUUUGUUUUUAUACUCCUGUUAUUUUGGAAAUUUUAGAUAAGAAGUGGAUAAAUAAAAAAAAUAGAAAAAAAAAUUGUUGGUUUUGCUUUUUUUUCUUCUAAAUAUUUGAUUAUCUUUUGGCAUAAUGAAGUUGUCCUCUUCCUUCUCUUUCACUUGCCCUGGCUGUGUGACUAUGUGACAUUGUUGCAUCAACUACAGGUGAUGACACAUGUGUAUGAGAAUUUCAUACACGCCUAUUUGCUUUUCAUACAUUUAUUCCCCUUAAUGAAUUUG